AAACGUGGGUGCUGCAGAAACGUGAGAAUAAUUGUUCGUCAAUGGCGUGCAUAAGGUAUUCCAUUUAACAGCACUUGGGCUACUACUUAUUUGAUGAUUCAGUUAACGAUGAACAUGAAAAGUUUGCCUAAUAAAUAAAAGGCUUUAUCCUUAUCUGUGCAAGGUAGACAUUUGAUUGAUUUUGUACUUUGUCAGUGUUUUUUAUAUAUUUUGAAGGUUAUUAUAGUAAAAGGCAAGGACGCCGGAAGGGCGAUGCCCAUAUCAAUCAAUAAGUUUUAGGUAAAUAAAGAACAAGAUUAUAUGACUCUACGUGCAACAAACUGCCUGGACCAGGGGUAAGCCUUUGUGCCUUCGGACCAUGAGGGCCUGGGUUCGAGUUCUGAGUUGGGGUAUUAAUUUCUGACAUUUACAUUUUUCAAAGAAAUUAUUCAUAGCCCAGAGUCGUAAAGUUGGUGGCUCCCCGCUCAUUGCCACCAGAUAGGGGUUAAAUAAUUUACAGUUAUCACCAUAAGCCCGCCAACCCGCGUUGGAAUAGCGGCGUGGGUCUAAGAUCCAUAUUCCAUCUAUAAAGAAGGUGGCCUGGCUCAGUUAAAUUAUAGUUAACGUGCAAACUCGUAGUAGUUAACGUGCUAGAAAAAGCCGGAUAUGUUUCUCCGCCGAUGGAGAAACUGUUAGUUUUAGUUGUUGCUUCACGCCGGAACGUCGGUUUUUAACUACACUCGAUUGCAAUCCAAUAAAUUAGAGAUUAUAGUGAUGGGGUCAGGCGCCUCUGCUCUGGUGGCCGAGACCCCUGGCACUGACCUCCGUCUGCCGGCGGCCGGGCUGCGCUUCACUGCGCAGGAGGUUCGCUCCCUCAACUCCUAUGUAGACACGCUGCAUGAGGAGGACCAGAAUGGUCGCAUGUCAUCGGAGACAGAGUGCGCAGUGGAGAGCCUCGUGCAGCGAAUAGUGGAUGGAGCCGGUCAGAGGGACCCUCGCUUCAAGUGCUGCCAUCUCGUCGCUCUACAUCGGGAGAAGAAGAUGCGCUCCCGAUCUCUCGAAUAUCUGGUGACACUGGACUCUUUGCCAGUGUUGAAUGACGGUGAAGACUGUCGACUGGUAGAAGGGCCCGUCGGCUACGGCAAGAUCAGACUGGGCGGUCGGGAAGCAGACAAAUGGGCCGACUUCAUUACUCCUGCUGGCUAUUUGUGUAGGGAUAAGGUUGUGGAGAGAUGGGUGGAGCUAAUCGCUCGUUGCGCUCAAUCGAAGGGCGGGGGAGCCUCGCGUGCUCUCAGCGCCAGCGUGCUUCCCCGUGCAAGGCCCUACACCUAUUGCUACUUGGAGAGGGCUUCGCACUUAGCGGCGUUGGAGCGACGGCUGGCGAUAGUGGAGGGUUGUGCGUGGGUGAUGGUGCGGGUGGGCGCGGGCGAGGCGGAGGCCAAGCUCGUGCUGGCAGUGCGCGCGGCGGGCUGCAGCGCGCACGCGUACACCACGCGAGUGCCUCUGACGCACCCGCUGGCCUUGCUGCACUACACCUGUGCUCAAGGGGGUUAUUACGCAGUAGCAGUGGGGCCUCCGUCAUCGACAGCGAAUGCUGAACGAGCGUCCAUAUGGCAGCUAUGGCAUCCGGCGUUAGAAGCUACUUUGGAUGCUCACACGUCUCACCUGUCCUCAAUGGCUAAGAUCUCCGGAGCUCUUAACAGCUUAGUUGAUAAGAUGCGGGAAGGAUGCUUUCAGGGUUCGGCUGCGCUGCUGAGCCGGUACGCGGCGUGGUGCGCGUACCGGCGGCGCCUGGACCGCUGCGCGCUGUACCGCAGCGCCGCCGCCCGCGCAGCCGUGUCUGCGCACGCCGCGCACCAUCUGCUGCUCAUCUUGGACAAUCUCCUCCACGUGUGUGAGCGAGGGGGAGUGGCCGGGUACGUGUAUCCCACGGAGAGGAGUUCCCUGGUGAGGCGAGGCGCCCGCGACACCGACUGGUCCCAGGACGCCGCCGCCGUCAGGAACUGUCUGCUCUACCUGCACAGGAUCGCUGCCCUAUUUUCAGUGGGCGAAGAUAUCCCCCAGUCGCCGGCGGAGAAGCUGGAAGCCGCACUCAUCAGCCGCUGGGAGGGGGUCUGUGGCCCCUCUGGAGGGGGAGUGACCAGUUACUCCCGGCACCAGCUCGUGUACCUCAACAGGCUCGUCAGAGAACUGAUCGCUUGCAAGAAUUUUGUCACUUAUGAUCAACACAGCAACUUCCGCGCCAAUCUGAUCCAAGCGACGUCGCAGCACCACGAGAGCAUCGAGGAGCUGAUCCACAUCCUGGCGAUCCUGCUGGAUCAGGCGCGCGACAUCUACUUCACUCUGCACACGCGCUCGCACGCCGUUGUGGGGGAGUUCGACAGAGAGCUUGCGGUCUAUAGGUCUAAGAAGUGGAACAAACUGAGGGACUACUACGACGCUUCGUCGGCGUGCCUCAUAGACGCUGUGAGGAGGGACCCCGACCUUCGGAGGGAAGACCUGAGUGACGAGUUGACGGUUAUGAAGAAUGUCUUGCAUUGGCUUUAUAAAGGUGCUAAAGAAGACAAGAAAUACCUAGGGCCGGUACUGAAGCCGUUCCUCGGCGACUUGCACAUGACUGCAGCUGAGAACUCCUGGUUCCUCGAGGACUUCGAAGCUAAGAAGUGUGCUAGAGAGUUCGAGGGAUUGAAGGACUAUUGCUUAGGGGUCCACGAGGGUUUGGAGCCGUGCGUUGGACUGUUGGACGCGGCGAAGAAGUUCACUUGGGCCAAGGCGUUGGUCGACCUUGUGGAUAGAUACCGCCACUUUGAGUUUCGUCUAGUGUUCCCGACUGGGGACGGGCUGGCGGUGUCGUACCCGGUGAAGCUGCCGUCGCGCCGGGAGCACCGGUCCGCGCGAGUGCUGACUCUGAGUCGACGGGACAAGGCGGAGGCUAAGCUGAGGCUAGCUAGGCGCUGUGUGCUGGCUGCCUUUACCUCAGUAUUGGUGGGCAGGCCACAUUCAAAACAGAUAUCAAGACAUGGAAGUACAGAAGAAAUCUUAGCCAGCGUCCAAAACGGCAGCUACUGGAGGAACACAACUAAACCCGACAUAAUACCAUCUAAUCAAGACCCAGUGUCCGACCUCCCAAAAGUGAGACGAAGGUCUAGACGGAGACGACCAGCUACGUCAUACGGGUUUCCAGAAAUUUCUAUCACUAGUCAAUCGGAUACUAAGACCUUGCGACGAAAGUAUCAUACUUUGAAGAGUCUGGUGUAUACGGAACCAGUGGAAAGUAUCAGGGAGUUGAGGGAACGGCCGCGGUCUGCGGGCUCUACCGUGAGGGACAAGGCGAUAACAAGACCGAGUAUACUGGAGACUUUGGACUUUAUCAAUGGAGUGAAGGAUGCUUUGUGUGUGGAAGAAUCUGGCACGUCAGACGCCGAGGACGGCGCAUGGUCGGUCCAAGACGAGUGGGUGAUCGGACAGGCGGCUCCCCUGACGCUCAUCGCGAGUCGCUGCGGUGGAGCUCUUCAUCUGACCCUGGGCGAUCUGCUGCAUGCUCUUCUGCUCCGAGGGAAAUUCACUAUCUUACAGGAGCUGUGCGCGUGGUUGGGCGAGUCCAGCGAGGGCGCGCUGUUCGCUCUGCACCGACUGUCGCGCGCCUGCCGCGCUCGCUCCACCGAACGGUCUACCGAUACGUGGAAGCUACCAGAAACAGACGCCACAGAGCAAGAACCCCCGCAGAGGUAUCGCCCGAAGCCACCAGACUACAUGUCUGGAGACGAAGCUCCUCAGCCGCCGCCCUUGCCGCGACGAUCUAGUAGAGAUAAGAAGCUCAACCGUUACCCAGAAAUAUCACCACCGAUCCAAAAAGUGGAACACCAAAUGAGACAACUCCAACUAGUACCACCCAGACUCACCCAAAACCCACCCAACCCUUUAAACCCCACCCAAACCCAAUACACAGGCAUCAUUAACCCCAUAUACGACAUAAAAAUACCAAGAGACAAAUUCACAGUAAAACGAACAAAAUCACUAGGCAGGACGUUCAGUACGCGUAACUUAGGUUUAGAAAUAACUAGAUAUAACCUAACUCUAGGUCAUAGGAAUGGUAAGAGAACUAACGACGUAGUUACUGCCAUAAAGGAUACUACGACAGAGACGGGUCUAGAUGUUAAGAGUAAUUUUUUUCAAAGAUACAGUACGAGCAACGUCGUCGGCGAUUCUUAUAGGAUUAGCAGGAUUACUAUUGAUUAAGUCAAAGACAAGACAAUACAGAUUAGAGUAAGGGACGCGCACUACUAACAGUCGUGUUUAUAUUCAAUAGUUUCGAUUCGUCGUGAUUGGUACUUGUGCAUUAUAAUAUCACUAUGUAUCACACGUUCCCUGCGGCACUGAUUUUUCUGUACUUUCCCCUGGUGCGGUACGAGGUUUUUUGACCUCGUACUAAAUCUGUCUGUGGUGCGGAACGAGGUUUAUCGAGCUCGUAACUCUAGAAGACGCUAAAAGCUUUUUCUGCUCCUGCAAGUGCGAGGUCAAUUGACCUCGCACCGCAGCGAACGUGUUAAUUGAUUAGGAAACCCGUCUUAAUAAUUUAUAUCCCUAUGUUGUAAAUAUCAGCAAAAUAAAUAACAUAAAAUUAAAAAUUUUGAAAAGCUCCUUGAAGGUCAUUUAAUUACCCAGAAUAAAGACUUUUAUACCAGAAAUUCUUUUUAUGAUCAUGUGUGUGCCGGAUCAAAGAAAAUUGUUCAUUUUCAUUUCAAUAUGAAUUGGAUUUCCAUGUCCCAAUUUUCCCACCACCAAUUUUCUCAUCAAACGAAGCUAUAUUUUCUUGCAGUACGCUUUAAUUUGAGACCCACUCGACUAUAUUUGCAGACACUGGGUUAUUCUUCCCCACUUUCACCCCCACAAAGUUUAAAGAGCUCAACCGAUUUUCUUCAAAUAUGUCUAAGAACACUGGCACAAUUUUUUUGUAAUAAAUCACUUUUAUUACAAAAAAAACUAAAUUGAUCGCUUCAUCCGUUUGGUAGCUAUGGUACUACAGACGGACAGAAACGUCAAACUUAUAAACAAAUAUCGAACGGGUUCAAAGUGAUCAUGUUUAGUUCUGUAACGAUCAUUUUCGGACAGACUAUCCUAUCUAGACACACCUAACCUGGACCAAAGAGUUUUUAUACAAAAAUUAAUAUUAAAUACCAUCGCUUAUUAUCAUUCGUGCGCUGUAGCAUGGUACAGAAAACAUAAUGGUGCUGGUGACAGUUCGUUUCACUCUUGAAAAUUUGCCGCGAUUCGCAAUGAAAUUACGUAAUAAGAACGUCUUAAGAGUGUGCAAUAUGUAAUUUGGUGGUUACAAAUGGUUCUGGAUCUCAGAUUCUGGAAAAGUUAGGAGCCUGAUAUUUGGGUAAAUGAUAUUUCAAAGUGUUAGCUUCGUUAUGACUAUACAAAAUACACAAUUUGUAAAACUUUUCUCGAUAGUUUAUUUUUUUUGAAAAAUACAUGUUUUGCUCACAUUUUGCUUUCAAUCUCAGGAAAAGCAAA
Messenger RNA from Bicyclus anynana (squinting bush brown), 5499 nucleotides. RefSeq lists its product as uncharacterized. NCBI's taxonomy places the organism in Eukaryota, Metazoa, Arthropoda, Insecta, Lepidoptera, Nymphalidae. The record is from RefSeq and is a predicted model, not a curated record. The transcript is spliced from 19 exons. Bases 754 to 4218 code for a protein of 1154 amino acids.